This is a messenger RNA of Priceomyces carsonii, 915 nucleotides long. RefSeq lists its product as uncharacterized. The coding region runs from base 1 to 915 and encodes 304 amino acids. The transcript has a single exon. The record is from RefSeq and is a predicted model, not a curated record. Gene Ontology annotation, molecular function: urate oxidase activity. Lineage: Eukaryota; Fungi; Ascomycota; Pichiomycetes; Serinales; Debaryomycetaceae. Gene Ontology annotation, cellular component: peroxisome. Gene Ontology annotation, biological process: purine nucleobase catabolic process; urate catabolic process.
AUGUCAGUUCAAUUGUUAGACUCAUCAUACGGUAAAGGAAACGUUAAAUUUCUUAAAGUCAAGAAAAGUCCUUCCAAUCCAUCGGAGCAGAAUGUGUUGGAGGCCAAUGUACAAGUAUUGUUGAAAGGUAACUUUGACAUAUCUUAUACUGAAGCUGAUAACUCACCCAUUGUCCCUACAGACACUGUCAAAAACACUAUUUUAGUGUUGGCUAAGACCACAGAUGUUUGGCCAAUAGAAAGGUUUGCUGCCCAGUUAGCAAAACACUUCACUAACAAAUACAACCACAUUCAAGGAGUUGAAAUUACUAUAACACAAUCCAGAUGGACAAAGUAUAGUGUGGAGGGCCAAUUGCAUCCACAUUCCUUUAAACAUGAAGGUCCCGAGACCAGAAAUACAUUCUUGACCUACGACAAAACCACCAAGAAAUUGCUCAUUGUGUCCUCGAUCAAAGACUUGACAGUUUUGAAAUCUACAGGUUCCAUGUUCUACGGGUUCAAUGUCUGUGAUUUUACUACUUUACCACCUACUAAAGAUAGAAUACUUUCAACCGAUGUUGAUGCAGCUUGGACUUAUGAUCCGAAGGUGAUUUCUACAUUGGAGACCGUGUUCAAAAAGGCAGACGAAGGCUUAUUUGAUAAUACUUACGAAAACGCAAGAAAAAUCACUUUGGAUUUGUUUGCUUUAGAAAACUCUCCUUCAGUGCAAGCCACGAUGUAUAACAUGUCGCAAAAAAUAUUAGAAGAGGUUCCAGAGGUCAAGCAGGUCAGCUACACAUUGCCAAACAAGCACUACCACUUAUACAACUUGGAAUGGAAAGGCAUCAAGGGUAACGGAGAUUUGUUCUAUCCUUCUCCGGAUCCAAAUGGAUUGAUCAAGUCGACUGUUGGAAGGAAGGGUCAAGCAAAGUUGUGA